AUGAGAAAACAGAGACCUCAACCAAGCUCAUUAGACUGCACAGUCCUUAUUCCACUUCACUGCACUCCACUAUCCUGCCCCUUCCGUUGGCUGGAGUAUUUUUCAGGAGUGACCCAGAGCACCGAGUUUUCCUGCGAAGCCCACAACAUAAAAGGGCUGGCCACUUCUCGCUCAGCCAUUGUUCGCCUCCAAGCACCACCUGCUGCUCCCUUCAACAUCACAGUGACGAAGCUCUCCAGCAGCAAUGCUAGUGUGGCCUGGAUGCCAGGUGCUGAUGGCCGGGCCCUGCUCCAAUCCUGUACAGUGCAGGUGACACAGGCCCCAGGAGACUGGGAGGUCCUGGCUGUUGUCGUCCCUGUGCCACCGUUUACCUGCCUGCUUCGGGACCUGGUGCCUGCCACCAACUACAGCCUCAGGGUGCGCUGUGCCAACGCCUUGGGACCGUCCCCCUAUGCUGACUGGGUGCCCUUUCAGACAAAGGGUCUGGCCCCAGCCAGUGCUCCCCAGAACCUCCAUGCCAUUCGCACAGACUCAGGCCUCAUCCUGGAGUGGGAAGAAGUUAUCCCUGAGGGUCCUUUUGAAGCCCCCCUGGGACCUUAUCAGUUGUCCUGGGUUCAAGACAAUGGAACCCAGGGUGAGCUGACUGUGGAGGGGACCAUGGCCAAUCUCACAGAUUGGGAUCCCCAGAAGGACCUGAUUGUUCGUGUGUGCGUCUCCAAUGAAGUUGGCUGUGGGCCCUGGAGUCAGCCAUUAAUAGUGUCAUCUCACGAUCAUGCAGGGCAGCAGGGCCCUCCUCACAGCCGCACAUCCUGGGUGCCCGUGGUGCUGGGUGUGCUCACGGCCCUGGUGACCGCUGCUGCACUGGCCCUCAUCCUCCUUCGGAAGAGGCGGAAGGAGACUCGGUUUGGGCAAGCCUUUGACAGUGUCAUGGCCCGCGGGGAGCCAGCCGUUCACUUCCGAGCUGCCCGGUCUUUCAACCGAGAAAGGCCUGAACGAAUUGAGGCCACACUGGAUAGCCUGGGCAUCAGUGAUGAACUGAAGGACAAGUUGGAAGAUGUGCUCAUCCCAGAGCAGCAGUUCACCCUGGGCCGGAUGUUGGGCAAAGGAGAGUUUGGGUCCGUGCGAGAGGCCCAGCUGAAGCAGGAAGAUGGCUCCUUUGUGAAAGUGGCUGUAAAGAUGCUGAAAGCUGACAUCAUUGCCUCCAGCGACAUUGAAGAGUUCCUCAGGGAAGCAGCUUGCAUGAAGGAGUUUGACCAUCCACACGUGGCCAAGCUUGUUGGGGUAAGCCUCCGGAGCAGAGCUAAAGGUCGACUCCCUAUCCCCAUGGUCAUCCUGCCCUUCAUGAAGCAUGGGGACUUGCACGCCUUCCUUCUUGCCUCUCGGAUUGGGGAGAACCCUUUUAACCUGCCCCUUCAGACCCUGAUCCGGUUCAUGGUGGACAUUGCCUGCGGCAUGGAGUACCUGAGCUCCCGGAACUUCAUCCAUCGAGACCUGGCUGCUCGAAACUGCAUGCUUGCGGAGGACAUGACAGUAUGUGUGGCUGACUUUGGACUCUCUCGGAAAAUCUAUAGCGGGGACUACUACCGUCAGGGCUGUGCGUCCAAGUUGCCCGUCAAGUGGCUGGCGCUGGAGAGCCUGGCUGACAACCUGUACACUGUGCACAGUGACGUGUGGGCCUUCGGAGUGACCAUGUGGGAGAUCAUUACUCGCGGGCAGACGCCAUACGCUGGCAUCGAAAAUGCUGAGAUUUACAACUACCUCAUUGGCGGGAGCCGCCUGAAACAGCCUCCAGACUGCAUGGAGGACGUGUAUGAUCUCAUGUACCAGUGCUGGAACGCGGACCCAAAGCAGCGCCCGAGCUUCACCUGCCUGCGAAUGGAGCUGGAGACCAUCCUGGGCCACCUGUCUGUGCUGUCCACCAGCCAGGACCCUUUGUACAUCAACAUUGAGAGCGCAGAGCAGCUUGCGGAGGGAGGUAGCCUGGAGCUGCCCAGCCAGCCUAGCAGUGGGACUGGAGAUGGAGAUGGCAGUAAUGUGGGGGCAGUAGGAGGUACCCCCAGUGACUGUCGGUACAUCUUCAGCCCCGGAGGUCCAACUGAGCCCACUGGGCAGGUGGAGCAGCAGCCAGAGAGUCCCAUCAAUGAGACCCAGAGGCUGCUGCUCUUACAGCAAGGGCUACUGCCCCACAGUAGCUGUUAGCCCGCAGACAGAGGGUACCUGGGGCUGUCCGCCUCUGGUUCUGCUGGCCGCUGUGCUGGCUGACCCCAGCCCAGGCAGCAAGGUAUGGAGGCUCCUGUGGUAGCCCUCCCAGACCGCUGGCACCUGGACUGACCAAAUCGCCCAAUCCCAGUUCUUCCUGCAACCACUCUGGCCAACCUGACAUCAGUUCAGGCCUUGGCUUGGAGGAAGUAGGCCAGACCUGGUUGCCUGAACCCAGGCAUCUGGAAAGAGGGGUGCUGGUGGUGGUUAUGUUUCCAUGGUUACCAUGGACAUGAAAUGCAGUGGGGGAGGAUAGGUCUAGCCCUGUGGGCGCCUACCUUCUCCCCCUCUCUCCACUGUUGCUUCAGUGCAAGAUGCAUUUAGCUCCUCCCGCCUGGGGAGCUCAGCAGUGCCCACCAUGCUUGGGUUUAAAUGCCAGAUUUUCUCCUGAGUCACAGAGACGCCCUUGUACUAUUCCCCUUUAGGUGAGAUUCGGUAAAGGGUUAGUUGUCAGGUCCCAAGCCCUGCGGCAGGAGAUGGUGGGACACUCAAGUCUGAAUCCUUGUCACCUUCCUGAUUCCCCAUCCUGCGUAGGCUGGGUGAGGUGGUGAGGAGGGUGCUUCCCUGAGUCUGGCCACCCCUUUCAGCAUGCAGGGGUACCACAGUCUGGCAGAGACCAUCUUGUAAUGGCAGAGCACUAAGCCCAGCAAGAGGUAGGGGCUCUGACUGGCCGGCCCCAGAACAGAUGAGGCGGGAGGAGUUCAGGAGCCCCCUCUCCAAGCCCUCCCACAGCCUGUCAGCAUGCUUCCAAACCCCCAGACACCCCGAGACUAACAAAGGCAGCUGUGGGAGCCCAGCAGGUCCACGAUGACCCUUAGACCUCCCCUCCCCUCUCUAACUGGACACCAUCUUCUGACCCUAGUCUCUAGAGUGCAAACAGGCUCGAUAGUUGGUGUGAGAAAGGGGGAGUUCCUGCAGUGUGACCCCAGUCCUGGCGGGGGUGCCCGGAAUGCCUGGAUAGGCCCUUGCUGUUAGGAACACUUCCAAGUUGUUUCAAAACAGAAAUAAAAUUGAAGACUAAAGAA
Messenger RNA from Dipodomys ordii (Ord's kangaroo rat), 3284 nucleotides. It is a transcript of the gene Tyro3, whose product is annotated as TYRO3 protein tyrosine kinase. Bases 1 to 2199 code for a protein of 732 amino acids. Gene Ontology annotation, molecular function: transmembrane receptor protein tyrosine kinase activity; protein binding; ATP binding. Lineage: Eukaryota; Metazoa; Chordata; Mammalia; Rodentia; Heteromyidae. Gene Ontology annotation, biological process: cell migration; multicellular organism development; cell surface receptor protein tyrosine kinase signaling pathway. The transcript has 16 exons. The record is from RefSeq and is a predicted model, not a curated record. Gene Ontology annotation, cellular component: signaling receptor complex.